Messenger RNA from Drepanopeziza brunnea f. sp. 'multigermtubi' MB_m1, 1746 nucleotides. The record is from RefSeq and is a predicted model, not a curated record. Lineage: Eukaryota; Fungi; Ascomycota; Leotiomycetes; Helotiales; Drepanopezizaceae.
AUGGCCGAUCGAGCAACUGGACUUCCAAGUAAGGAGUCCAGCCGACAAAGAGCAGUAAAGUAUUAUACCCUUCGAGUCUCAUCACUAUCCACGGAACCCCCAGCUAUUCAGCCAAAAGGACCACUAUACCCAGGACUCCUAAGCCUCUCGGAAAGACCAGACGACGAGAUGUCGGGCAUCUCAUUUGACUUAAACGAGCUACCAUACGCAAAGCUAGACAAUAAGAUCACGGCCCGAGCGAUAGUGAACGACUUCUUAGAUACAAAGUGCCUCGAUUCAAGGUGGACCGAAAACCUCACGGACGACGAGGAUAAUACGCCUCAACCACCUCCACCACCCCUACGAAGUCCAAAAAGGAAGGAGAAGGAAGAGGGGGAAGAGAUUCGGAGGUUACGCGAGGAGUUUGCGAAGGAGAGGAAGGAUAUGGAGCAAAAUAUAAAGAGCUACGACGAAGCACUUCAGCGUACUCGACGCCCUCAAUUCAUCAAUCGCUACGCAAUACGCCAAUCAUACAAGAGCCAAAAUCACCUUAGCGGCCUUCAAACCCUUUUCUUAAAGGCUACACCCAGUUUUCUGAAAAGCCUAGACCGAGUAGCAACAAAAAUAGUCCUGAGAUUAUCAUCGGACCAGACAACACUCGAGGCCACGGGAGCUACACGCCAAAAAAGGACCCGCCAAAACCUAAGAGCAUUCCGGACAAAAUCAGCUCUCGCCAAGGACAGCGUGCAGAUUUCCGUGCCCAACCUCAGCAACCCGAGGAAGGGAUCCAGCACCCUCGGACGUACCGACAAGCUACCCACAUCUUUCAAGAGGCCACGUAUCAGUAAGAAAAAAACCAAGGGUAUAAGAAUCGCUAAGAGCGCGCUUAAGGGUACGGAUAUCACCAAGCUAAAGCUCCGGCUAAUGACCCAAAUGGCCCUGGCGAUCUUAACGAUGACCGACGAAAAGGAAACGGAGGAGAUUAGCAAAGAGAUCGAAGCUACGGAUACGGAAGAGGACCCUAGAAAAGGACGGACCACCGGCAACUAUAUCGGUAACCUCUUACCGAUCAGACCAUUAGCCAAGCACAACACGCCUGCGUACGGCACUCCAAGCGCCCUUGACGAUAAUAAUAACGAUUUCCUUAAGCUAAGAGCAACUGACCCUCACCCAAGAGCAAAAGAGUUGGCCUUCGAGUGCUUUGAGAAGCUCGCUAAAGAGCUCAAAGGCAUUCAAAGCUCUUUACGACCAGGUUUAAGAGACGAUCGAAGUCUUGCUAACAAGCUGUAUUCAGCUUAUAAAAACGUGCCAGAGACUACGAUUACACGAAUGAACUUUGCGUUUACCUCCACCGCCGCAGUUGCCGACAUCCGCCGAGCAAUUGUAUUUGCAACUGAGUCCUCCCGACCCGCCAAAGCUAAAGCUUACGCGAGCUCUAGCGAGCCACACGACCACACCUGCUUUCAGCACAACACCUUAGAAGCUGACUCCGAUUUGGACGAAGAAUACGAAUGCUUUAUUCAAGACCGCCAAUACUUCGAAAGUAAAAAAGCUGCCAAGGCUACUAAGGCAUCGAUUAAAGGCUUGCCACUUGUAUCCACGGAAGAAUUCGAUCAGUUUAUCGCAGGCCUACCAGACGAGCCGCCCGAAUCGGGCAGCUACGCCAACAUAUCAGAAGGUUUUGUGACUACCUACGGCACCUUUGACGCUAACGAAGUAUACAAGCAACUAGAGAUUCAGACGGCAUUCCACGCCCUUACCAGCUAA